Annulohypoxylon maeteangense is the source of this 1953-nucleotide messenger RNA. RefSeq lists its product as uncharacterized. Bases 1 to 1953 code for a protein of 650 amino acids. The record is from RefSeq and is a predicted model, not a curated record. NCBI's taxonomy places the organism in Eukaryota, Fungi, Ascomycota, Sordariomycetes, Xylariales, Hypoxylaceae. The transcript has 4 exons.
AUGAUCUACGAUGACGAUGUGGGAACCAUAGUCUGCAUCCGGGAACCCCGAUGUAGACUAUGUUCUUUCGGACUGCGAGAGUUCGAUCUCUUCAGAAUCGCCAGAUGGGAUAAUUACUUUCCCCUCCGGUGUGGAACAAGCCAAAGACUCUCGGAAAUGAUCCUUUGCAGCUGUGUCAGUGAUCACUGCCAGACAGAAUUUGACGCCGAUUGUUAUCACCCUGAGUGUUGGAAGUUCGCACUUGACACCUACAAAACUCGAGCCCUUUCCGAAUACUUUGAGAGAGCCAUUUCCCCCAACUUUGAGAGAGCCACGCGUUUCAGCUUUUGUCCCCCACUAUGGGGAAUGCAAGAAAAAGAGCGAGCUGGCCGUCUGCGCAACUUGUUGGCCGGGAAGUUGAAGAAGGAGCAGUGGCCGAUGACGCUGCCUAAUGAGACUUGGGGCAUGAUAGCCAGUUACCUCAUCCGAGAAUCUGUAAUCGUUACAGCAUUUGAACAGACCUUUGGUGAUCCAACACCAAAUUCCAGGAUCUACUUUGACAAAGACGUAUAUGCUGAGUAUGUCAUGUUCGAAGGGAUCCGCUACCUGAAGUCAGUUCGCAAUGCCGGAGGCCCUAUGGGACACCGCGAUACUCUCAUCCUUCGAGGUCAGGAUACCGGAACUAUUAGACAGGGCUAUAUCCUUGAAGACCACUUUGGCAUUCGUGAUGUCUUGUUCACCGCCGACGAGGAACAUCAGCCGCCAAACCGGUUCAUACCAUUAGGAGUGUGGGUUCGACAUAUCUCAGACUCGGAUGGAAUUCAGAGCGUUAGAGUCAGGGGUGAUGGCCUCAAAGUAAGAGAUAUAGUCAUCGGUAAUGACUAUGAAUGCGAACCGCAGAACAUCGCGCGUUUCAGAGAUUGGAAAGCACCUCCAAACACUCUCUUGAAUAUCAGAACCCUAGAGCCCCUAUUCGAGGGAUUCCCAAAGAAUGUGAAGUACGGAGGGUAUCCACAGAUGGAUUCAUUUGACUGCAACCAUCCAGAUAUUAUCGGAUAUUCGGCUGCUGUGGGCGGAUACGGCGUUGUAGCGAUAUUUUCGCAUUUUCGAGGCUCGGAUUUCAGCAUGUACGGCGAAGUCAACCCGCUCCAUCCAGUUACGUGGGUUUAUAUGCCAAUUAACCAAGGCGAGUUGGUGACCGAGAUCUGUCGCUUUGAGAAAAUUAACGAACAUAUAAAGACUAGUUACUUUGGAUUAAUGUUCAUCACCAACCACGGGCGAAUCGGCGUUCUCGGAGAUCACCGCACAUUGAUGCUCAACACCGAUUUUCAGAGAGUCUAUGGACCACCAAGUGAACCAUCAAAAAUCUUUUUUGACAAGGGCAAGGGUGAGACGAUGACUCUACUGGCAUAUGAAUCCGAGGACGAACCAAUGAAAAAAGAGAUACCCCAGUCAAUACUCACGAAUAGGUUCAGAGACUACUCUUCUAACUCUUGGUACUACACUCGCUGUGAUAUGGAAGGAGUUACGCGUAUUGUCCCAUGCCGUAAGAGCGGCUCUGGUCCUAAGCAACUAAUCGGCGCGCUUCUCGAAUAUGAGGAUGGCCAUAAGGAGUGCAUGGGCGAGUGGCGCUUUGAUUGGGCAACCGAGCCGAUACGCGUGAUUGACAACUCGGGCAGUCUGCGCCUGAAACGUUCCAACUGCCUACAUGAUCCAUUCAGAGGCCUCUCAAGUUGUUAUGAUUGUGUGAAUUUGGACAUCGAACUUGUGCCCAAGGACGCACCACCUUGCGAGGAAGACGGCUGCAAGGUUUACAUCGACAUGCCGUGGUCUGGAACAUGGGAAUGGUUGUUUAUGGAACGCGAACACAACGGAAGAACUUUAAGAGGAAGCCUCAACGACCAAUCUAUGCCACCGUGGUAUGAGCUAUUAGACGACGAGUCUGAUAGGGGGCCUUCAGCUAAAUCAGACUAA